Lycium barbarum (goji berry) is the source of this 1654-nucleotide messenger RNA. Its product is annotated as proteasome subunit alpha type-4. Gene Ontology annotation, cellular component: nucleus; proteasome core complex; cytosol. The coding region runs from base 391 to 1140 and encodes 249 amino acids. The record is from RefSeq and is a predicted model, not a curated record. The transcript is spliced from 3 exons. Lineage: Eukaryota; Viridiplantae; Streptophyta; Magnoliopsida; Solanales; Solanaceae. Gene Ontology annotation, biological process: ubiquitin-dependent protein catabolic process.
ACUCCUAUUAAAUCCUUUGAUAACAUUAUGGCAUAUUCUUUGUACAAGAACCAACAAAAAAAAAAAAAAGAAAAAAAAAAAAAGUCCGUGAAUUCUUAAUCCACUCUUCUCGCCUACCCUAUCAAACUCAUUUCCAACUUUUUCUUCUUGAUCAAAUAGUGUUGACGCAGCAAGGACAGCCUUCUGGAAAACAGUGGCUAAUCCACGUACAAGAUUUUUACCAUCUUCUUGCUAAUUCUUGAAGGGAAGGCCCAAAAAAGAGAGAAGUGAGACAAAAAUCUUAUAUAAUAAAGCCAAAACUAAGCUGAUUUUGAAGUGCAAGAGGAUGUGUGCUUGAAAUCAAAUGCUAGGAGUAAUAUUUAUUGGUCUAAAGUUGCUGCAGAAUUCACAAUGUCAAGAAGAUAUGACAGCCGCACAACUAUUUUCUCCCCAGAAGGUCGUUUAUAUCAGGUUGAAUAUGCAAUGGAAGCUAUUGGAAAUGCAGGGAGUGCAAUAGGUAUCUUAGCUAAAGAUGGUGUGGUGUUGGUAGGUGAAAAGAAGGUCACUUCAAAGCUUCUUCAGACCUCAACAUCCACCGAGAAGAUGUACAAGAUUGACAACCAUGUUGCCUGUGCUGUGGCUGGAAUAAUGUCAGAUGCCAACAUUCUCAUUAACACUGCUAGAGUUCAAGCUCAACGAUAUACUUUUGCUUAUCAAGAACCAAUGCCUGUCGAACAGUUAGUUCAGUCUCUGUGCGACACCAAGCAAGGCUACACGCAAUUUGGUGGGCUUCGUCCAUUUGGUGUUUCCUUUCUUUUUGCAGGCUGGGAUAAGAACUAUGGAUUUCAAUUGUACAUGAGUGAUCCAAGCGGCAAUUAUGGUGGUUGGAAAGCUGCAGCAAUUGGAGCCAACAAUCAACCAGCACAGUCAAUGUUGAAGCAGGACUACAAGGAUGACAUGACAAGAGAGGAAGCUGUUCAACUUGUUCUGAAGGUGCUCAGUAAGACUAUGGAUAGCACUAGUCUUACUUCGGACAAGCUUGAACUGGCAGAGGUAUACCACACCAAUGGUAAAGUCAAAUACCAAGUGCACUCACCGGAAUCCGUGAACAGGUUGCUCAUACAGUAUGGAUUGACCCAACCUGCUCCAGAGGCCACCUAAAACACUUCUCUGAAUUUGGGCAGAUGAUGAAGCUACUGUUGAUAUUAAUGCUGAAGAAAAGCCCAGCAUUUGGAAGGAACUUAUGAUCUCCUCCAAGAACCGCAUCGAGCAUUUCAUUGCAGAUUAAAAUCCUGAUUGAAUUGUCGCCGAUUUCGCCCCACAUGUAGUUAGAGUUUUGUUGAAACUUAUGCCAUCCCCAUCAUUUAUUUCAGUACUUCCCCUAAUGCAGCAAUAGUGCUGCAAGAGCUUCAGGGACAAUUCUUGAAGUUUUCAUUUCACUGGUGUCUAAUUAUUUUGAUUUUCCAUCAAUUUUGACUUAUCGAAAACAUGAAGCAUUAGAGAGCCUAUCUUCUUAAGUUUUCGAUAAGACGCCUCGAAUUUGGAGAGGGUAUUUUCUUUUUCUUUUUUUGGUUCUAGUAGGGGGCUGGGUGGAGAGGGAGGUGAUGAAAGUGAAGAAGUAACAAAACACAUUUUUAAAUGGAAAAAUACACUGAUCUAGGGCUUUUUUUCGGUU